This is a messenger RNA of Austrofundulus limnaeus, 1575 nucleotides long. It is a transcript of the gene katnbl1, whose product is annotated as katanin p80 subunit B-like 1. Gene Ontology annotation, cellular component: nucleolus. Gene Ontology annotation, molecular function: microtubule binding. The record is from RefSeq and is a predicted model, not a curated record. Bases 248 to 1063 code for a protein of 271 amino acids. Lineage: Eukaryota; Metazoa; Chordata; Actinopteri; Cyprinodontiformes; Rivulidae. The transcript has 10 exons.
UCGUUUGAACGGUAAAACGGUGAAAGGCUAACACAGGACGGUGUCGCGCUGUUUGUGCUCCAGUUUCAACUCGUUUUUCCCGUUUUGGGAUUCACAGCCCUUCGGCGACCUUGUUCCUCUUUACAAAAUGAGCCGCAGUGUCCUGUCUUCCAGCAGCUGGUAAACAUGUUUGGAAAGUGUUUGAUAAAACCAGUGGCUUCCAGCGGUCCUGUUUGCAUGUUUCUACUGAACAGAACAUGAAGCAGGCAUGAAGGUGGAUAAUAUAAAUAAGGAAGAUUUAGGUAAAGACAGAUCUCAGGUGCACCACAGAGCGCAGAGUCCGGGGAAAGCCAAGCGGCCGUCGUCUCACAAGAGGAAGAGUUGUUCGUCAGCGGAGGUGGGUGCCAAGCUGCACCGCAGAUYGUCAAAUGUGGGGCGUCCCCGUGAGCCCGGCAUGGCCAACAAGGAAAACGAGCUGACGUGCUCCGGUGACGUGCGGGGCGUUCGCUGCUAUGACGGCCGCGGGCCGCCCGUGAACCCUGCCGAGGCUUCCAAGAUGGCGGCAGCCAGCUCCAAGUACAGCGACUUCACCGAGUUGUCCAAAGAACACGAAGCCAUGACUCGUAUCCUGUUCGGAAGAGAUCUUCGGCUGAAAGUUGCUCUGACGUUAUGGAGRAGGAACGCCAGUGAAUUGGUGUCCUACUUAAUAAGAAUACAAGACCCAGGUGUGCUGCUCGACUGCUUACCUGUCUUAACGAGCAACCUUCAAACUGAAGCACCAUGUUUGUCACUUGGCUGCUGUGUUGACCUCGUGCCCCACGUUAAAGGAGUUCUCUCCAGCAAACAUGAGGAACACAUAACGGUGGGUUUACACUGGGUUCAGGCCGUCAUCAGGAAGUGGUGGCCAGAGCUGUGUAAGAAUGAGAAGAGACAGCGGGGCAGCUGUUCAGAAGACAGGAAUGUGGACAUCAUGAGGCAGCGACUGAAGGACCUGUGGAAAGAAGGAGCUCGAUUCUGUUUGUUGCCAGGAUCUGUUGGAGAACUGGCAAAGGCUGUUGAGGCGUGUGUACGGCAGCUGCCCUGACACUUGUUCACGCAGCACUCCGAGGAUGUGACCACUACUGCAGAUCAUGGUUGUGUUUUGAGCUGAUGUUUCCAGACAAAUGGACUGGUUCACGCCAUUCACACUCAAACCUCUCAACUGGGACUGAACUCGAGCUUUCAGACAAAUCUCGGUGUGAGCUGGAGACGUCCAGCCUGCACAGCAAAAAUGACUGCUUCACAUUGAAGUGGACCGUCUUGUGAAAGGUUUAGUGGACCUCACGAGACAGGGCGUUAAUGUUUCGCUCUAUGAAGUGCCAAUGUCUUAGUCUGUCGCUGCAACACUUCCAUCAUGGUUUGAAUGGCCUCUUGUUUUCUGUGUUUUGCUCCUGGUUUGUCUAAAAUCAGGAACUUGAAGCUCCCACAGUCUUUAAGUUAUUAGUGAUUUUUCAUGUUUCACUGUUCUGUGACAUUUGCUCGUAUAAUGUAAAAUGUCAAAACAAGUUUCAGUUUUACUUUCUUUUAAAUAAAUUUAUUUAAGAAAAAUAGGAUUUA